AUGGCGAAUCGGGUCGAUUCCGGAAAAGGGUUGGCGUCCAGAUCCGAUUCAAAGGUUUUGGGGGAGAAGCGAGUUGGUGUUGAAAUGGGAGAUGAAGAUGAAUUUGGGCCUAGGAAACGGAUUAAGAUUCGGGAUCUUGAGUCAGUGUGCCGGGCUGAAGGAAGUAGUAAGAAACAAUCUGGUGGUCAAUUUCAACUCCAUGAUGAAGAGAUGUCUGAAAUUACUGAGGUGCCUGUCGCCUCUGAUUUGGAUGCUUCUCGAGCUGGAAAAGGUGUGAGAAGCACAUUCCCAGUUGCGGUUGACCCUCUUCCUAAGGCAUUGGAUCUCAACAAUAAUGCGUGCCUUGCCAAGAAUAAGGUUCAGAAUGGCAGUCAGCAACUCACCAAGAGUUCAGAAGAGACCACAUCACUUAAGGAUCAAGUUACUGGGGUGUCUAAAACCUCUGGUUUGGAUGCUUCUGAAGUGGGAACAUCUGUCAGAACCACAAUUCCAGCUGUCGUUAACCCUAUUGCCAAGCCACUAGAUUGUAAUACUGAUGUGUGCAUCGGCAGCAGUACGGUUCAAAAUGGCAGUCAGCAAUUCUCUCAGAGUUUAGAAAAGACCAGAUUGCCUAGGGAUCAAGUUACUCAGGUGCCUAAAAUCUCUAAUUUGGAUACUUCUCGAGCGGAGACAUCUAUGAGUAACAGAAUUCCAGUUGUGGUCAGCCCUAUUCCCAGACCACUAGAUCUUAAUGCUGACUCAUCCUUCGCCAGCAGUACGGUUCAGAAUGGCAGUCAGAAAUGCUCUCAGAAUUUAGAAAAAUCCACAGUGCUUAGGGAUCAUGACAAAGAAUGCCAUACUAAUCCUGGGAGUGCAAAAGGAAAUGCGUUGGGUCUUAAUGCAAAAGGUGUUUCAAGCUCAGAAAACCAAGAUCCUUUUUAUCCUUAUAAAAAUCUCAAUCACUUGAAGUCAAGAGACGAAUCUGAAUGCGGGAGCUGCACUGGCCCAUUGGAAGAGAAAGAUCCAAUGACAGUGUGGAAGGAGAUGAAGGAAAAUGGUUUCCUCUCAUCUACUCAUGGAGGCAUAUCAAAACCAAAGCAACCGGUAGCAAUUCCAACGCCAAAGCAGCCAACGCCAAAGCAGCAACCUGGAGUCGUACCUAUUUCAAAGCAACAUGGAAACAUACCAACGUCAAAGCAGCAUGGAGGCAUACCAAUGCCAAAGCCACGCCCGAAGAAAAAUAAAACUGAAGAGCAGAAGAAAAAGGUGGAACGUGCAAAGAAAGAACAAGUGGAUAGGUUCGCGAAGAUUGCAGCUCCAAGUGGACUGCUGAAUGAACUGAACCCUGGGAUCAUCAACCAUGUUAGAAAUAGAAAGCAGGUCCAUUCUAUUAUAGAGGCUCUUGUAAGAUCUGAAAGACUUGAAAUUAGCCGUGCGGAAAAUAGACAGACAAUCCAUCAGCAGGGUGGAACUGUAGAAAACAGUCAGGACCUGGAAAAUGACAGAUGGUGUCCAAAUACCUUAUUUGAAGACAUGCAGGCACAAGGGUACACUAUACUGAUGAAUAAACCUUCAUUGGUUCAGAUGGACAACAUUAUAGAGGGUUACCCAACCUCAAAAGAGAGCUUUGGCGGAAAGUGUUUUGCAUCACACUCCUCCCAUGUAAGUGAGGAAGAGACGCUUGCAUUGAAAUUAUCUUCAUCAACUAUCGCACCUGAGGAGGAUAGUCCUUCAUCGUCUAAAGAGGAAAUGACAUCCUAUCUUUCUUUUAAAGCUGCUACUGUUGCUUCCCAGUGGUUGGAACUUAUUCAACAAGAUAUUCAAGGACGUCUUACAGCACUGCAACGCAGCAGGCAGAGAGUUCGAAAUGUAAUAAGUACAGAUUUGCCCUUAUUGCUAAAAAAAGAGUUCUCAUCUAAUAAGGAGAGUGACUCUUCUACCAUGAAAAGUUCUGUGGAUGCACUUUCCAGCUCUGCUCGUGCAGAGAUGCAUCGAGCAAGAUGGGGUCCACGGUUUGAUCAAAUGGAUAAAACACUUUCGGAAGAAGAGGAACAGCUUGAAAGCUGGUUGAACCAAGUAAGAGAAAUGCAAAUUCACUGUAACAAGGGUCUGCAACUUAUCAACUGGAGUUCUGGCGUUCAAGCAUUGGGUACAUCUGAAAAUGAUACUAGAUCAGAGAUGAUGGAUAGCUCUCAGAGGGAAGUAGCUGUUAGGGCUGCUGCAGCGUCGAUUUAUGCAACGUGCAACUUUAUUUUGUCGGCAAAUGCAUCGCCUGUUUGUUAGCUCCAAGCCCUUCAAUCUCCGUCUUAACCUUUCUGAGUAUCCAGGAGAUUACUGAUUAGCCCAAAGGCUUCGCUGAGUGUUUGAGUCUGUAUUGUUACGGACUCUGUAACAAUAGACAUGAGGGCUGGUCACAAGAUUGGCAGAGUCCAACUGUUAUGACUCCCUGCAUUGUUGAAUUAACUGAUGUUUAGGCUUAUUUGUUUUUGGUUUGAGUAGAACGGUUAGUUGUAAAGAAAUUCAGUUUGUUGUUACUAGUAAUUAGUAGUUCCAUUUGCUCUCUCUUUCUCAUUUGUAACAAGUGACAGCUUUGUUUAACAGCCGGUUGUAAGUCACCAAGUCUUGUAUGAGAAGUGAGGAUCUCAUUUGGCCCCCGUCUCUCCCCUCUACUUGCUUGGUCUAUAAUCUUGAAGUGUGAACUCCAUUGAGGGCAUACAGGUUCAAGCAAAUCCAGUCUAAGUUAAAGUACUCAAUCACGAGUUACUGUUCUU
Fragaria vesca subsp. vesca is the source of this 2750-nucleotide messenger RNA. RefSeq lists its product as uncharacterized. NCBI's taxonomy places the organism in Eukaryota, Viridiplantae, Streptophyta, Magnoliopsida, Rosales, Rosaceae. The coding region runs from base 1 to 2262 and encodes 753 amino acids. The record is from RefSeq and is a predicted model, not a curated record. The transcript is spliced from 7 exons.